GUCCCGGUUGCCGGUGGGAGGGGGAGGCGGUGCGGGUCGCCAUGGCGAGCAACGCCGCCAGCCUGAACGCGGUGCGGGAGACCAUGGACGUUCUGUUUGAGAUUUCAAAGAUAUUAAACACUGGCUUGGAUAUGGAAACAUUGUCUAUUUGUGUGAGGCUUUGUGAACAGGGGAUAAAUCCAGAAGCAUUAUCAUCUGUUAUUAAAGAACUACGUAAGGCUACAGAAGCUCUAAAGGCUGCUGAAAAUAUGACAGGCUGACAUUGGAGAAAAUUUCUGCAUGAGAAGAAUGCCAAGUUAAUAGAGACUGAAGUAAAAUAAGUGUUUGUGUGAAGGUUUUAGAAUAUUUAUGUAAUCCUUGAAAAGGAUGAUGUCUAGAAUAGCUUUGAAGAGUUUUUUACUAAGAUAAGUUUACCAAUAAUCUCAUUACUUGGUAUUUUUGUAAACUAUUUGUGAAUACAGUGCAAUUGUUCUGCUUUGGCAUCCAGUAUUUUUAAAACUGUCUCAGAUACUGCAUAGUUGCUGAACUUACUAGUGUGUAGCAACAAGUAUUGUUAUAAUGGGUAUAGUUUGUUCACACAUUCUUCAGAAUUGCUUAUAUAACCUGGUUUUUAUCUCAUGCUUUGAUGGAAAACUACAUUUACAAUUUAGCUUUGCUCUAUGCAUCAAAUAGGAAUGAAGCCCAUCCUGACUUUAUUUUAAUUAAGGUAAGGAUAGUGACGUUUCAAUCUGAAAGCAAGAAGUAAAGCACUUUUGUUAAUGUAGGUAACUAAUUGUCCUUUUUAUUCAAAUUGCUGGAAAAAGUGCCUUUAAUUUGGAUAACAAAAUUACUUGCUAUCCAUGCAGAAAUAUAUUUAAAUUUAAAUUCUAGAUUACAUGGAAUGUUUUACAGAGUUCAGAUGCUAAGUCUGUUACAGAAUCACAAAAUUGUCAUGAUUGGAAAGGACCUCUGAGAUCACCAAGUCCAACAGUCAACACAAAAAAACCAAAAAAACCCAAACCAACCAAACAAAAAAAAACCCCACCCAAAACAAAAAACAAGAACAACCACACAGUUCACCAGAAAACACCCAGAAAAAAAAAAAUCCCUAAAGCCUCAGCUGCUAGAGCAUGCCCUCAAGUUCCUCAUCUACAUGUUUCUUGCAUACUUCCAAGAUGGUGACUCAACCACCACCCUGGGCAGGCUAUUCUAGUGCCUGACCACUCUCUGUAUAGAAAUUCUUCCUAAUACCCUAUCUAAACCUCACCUGCUGAUUACCUUUUCCUGCCCUGUUACAUUUGUCCUGAUUACCAGACCUAAAAAUAUUGAUGAUAUAUUGUUAUUUUCUAGUUAUACCAAAUAUGAGAAGCACUGGAUUUUGUUGAUGGGUAUCAAUGAGUCUUAAAAAGUCAUUUGGUAUAGGAAUGUCCUCUUAUUCAGCACUAGGAAUCUUCACUGCCAAAACAAAUGUUUAUAGUAUAUACAGUAAACUGUUUAUCAUGUUAGUUUCCAGUAAAUAUCCUUGCAUCCAGGAAUUCUACUUCAUAAGAAAAUGGUUUCUUGUGUAUUCCUUGUCUGCUGCUGUUUAAACUUUUUCAGAUUUUUUUUUCUUACCGUGGUUUCAAGGUGUAGUGUUCAUGCGACCUGAAGUAACCUCUGAUGUUAAGGUGGACCACACUUGGAAAUGAAGCUGGAAUCUUAGUUAAGCCAGACUUUGUGCAGAGAAAGAAAGUUGUUUAAAUCAUAUGCACUCUAGGUCAUAGCUCUACGAAAAGUGAUCAAGGAAGCUAAAUAGUUCAUGCUGCUGACAGAAAGAAUAGAAAAAAUAUUUAUAUUACACUGAAUCACCCGUAUUUCCAAUUAGCUUGUCCAAAAAAAUCAUCCCAGGAGUAUGCUGUGAAUUUCUGGAUAACCACACUGGGAGACUUGUAAGUGGUAUCAGUUUGUUUGCUCAUAUGAACAGCUAAAAUUGUUUGUAAGUUGGUGUUGUAACUUCGUAUUUGUAACUUUUGAAUACUGAUUGUAAAGCUUUUUGGAAACAUUAAGAUUAUGAAAAUAUAUCAAUGAUGAAAUUUAUCCUAGAAAAUCUGACAAGUCAGUCAAACAUCAUGAAAACACUGGGUCACAUCAGCACAAAUUAGCAAUUAGUUCUUUUACUUUAAUCUAGACACAAUGCUACAUGUCAAAAAUGAGAAAAGACUGGAGAGCAUUCUUCUUUUCAGGAGUCACAUAUAAGUCAGUGAGUUCUGACUUGUGAAACUUGAACUCUAAAAGUGUUCUGUAAACUGCAGCAAAUUUGCCCAAAAUAAUUGAGCUCCUAUUAGAGUGCAGGUUUCUGCUGGAGCUUUUUCUUUUCCUCCAUUGCCAGAUCUCAGGACAAUCCAGGAGUUCUGAUGACUUCUCUUGAAUGUCAUUCUCUUGAUUACUUUGCAUUUAUGUAUUUCCGGGGGGUUUUCUAACAUACUAUUCUGAUUUCAGUUUUGGUUCUAUGGCCGUUAAAAUGCUUAAACCAGCUUACAAAUGCAAUGAGAGCAAUUUAUAUAUAACUCUUGAUCUGUCCGGUAAGUUGCACCUACCAUUUUACCAUCAAUAAACUUACUGGUUUUAAACAGUUAGACAUUUGCUGGUAGACCAUUUCUCUUGCAGAAUUAUAGGAGCGGGCCAUCGUUUUGACAUUCAGAAACCUUGUUUGAUGGAUAUAAAACUAAAAAUGUAUCAUUUUCAUUAUAACAUGGAACUAAACUAUAACAUUGGUUGUACUUAAUAGUUCAUUUAUACAAAAUUAUAUUUAAAUGUUGUAAGAUUGAAUACAUAGUAUAUUUGAGUUGAAAGCAGGGAAGAGGUUUGGUUUUUUAAAAUGGGCAGAUCUGUGGUUACUUCAGUAUAUGUGGCAAAGUUUCUUUCAAAAUAUUGUGCAGAGUAAAUGUACUUAGAAAUUGGUGUAAAAGAACUGAUCACUUUUGAUUUGGGUUACCCUCCAGAACAAAUACAGUAUUUUGUUUCCUUCCUCCUGGUAAGAGAAUGAAAAUCUCUCCAGUAGGAAGUUUCAUACUGGAAA
Molecule: messenger RNA, 3037 nt
Organism: Apus apus (common swift)
Lineage: Eukaryota; Metazoa; Chordata; Aves; Apodiformes; Apodidae
Gene: MZT1
Product: mitotic spindle organizing protein 1
Exons: 3
Coding region: 42-260 (72 amino acids)
Biological process (GO): mitotic spindle assembly; microtubule nucleation by interphase microtubule organizing center; gamma-tubulin complex localization
Cellular component (GO): interphase microtubule organizing center; centrosome; spindle
Source: RefSeq, a predicted model, not a curated record